UUAAAAAACUCAUAAACCCAUCAAAAAAAUCCCUUAAUAAAUCCUUCACUCGAUCGGUAACCUACAUGCCCCGUCCCCGCGACGGAAGAACACGAAAAGUGACGCUAAUUCCAGGCGACGGAAUCGGUCCAUUGUUAACAGGGGCAGUAGAACGUGUUAUGGAAGCCAUGCAUGCACCAAUUACAUUUGAAAAAUACGAGGUAAAAGGAGAUAUGCAUAAAAUUCCAGAUGGGGUAAUGGAAUCAAUAAAGCAAAAUAAGGUUUGUAUUAAAGGUGGAUUGAUGACACCUGUGGGUGGUGGUGUUAGUUCUUUGAAUGUGUAUUUGAGGAAGGAAUUUGAUCUAUUUGCUUCUUUGGUACAUUGUUUUAAUAUGGAAGGACUUCCUACCCGUCAUAAGGAUGUUGAUAUUGUUGUUAUAAGGGAGAAUACUGAAGGUGAAUAUGCUGGUUUGGAACAUGAGGUUGUUCCUGGUGUUGUUGAGAGUGUUAAGGUAUUAUUAACAAAGUUCAAUUCAGAAUGUAUUGCAAAAUAUGCAUUUGAAUAUGCUUACUUGAACAACAGAAAGAGAGUUACUGCUGUGCAUAAAGCCAACAUCAUGAAACUUGCGGAUGGUCUUUUCUUAGAAUCUUGCCGGGAGAUGGCAGCACACUAUCCUACCAUCGACUAUAGCGAGAUUAUUGUCGACAACUGCUGCAUGCAGCUCGUGUCUAAACCCGAACAGUUCGAUGUGAUGGUUACUCCUAAUCUUUAUGGUAAUUUAGUGUCAAAUGUUGCUGCUGGUAUUGCCGGAGGAACUGGUGUCAUGCCAGGGGGUCUUUUCUACCUUAACUAAAUCUUUACUUUUCUUUUGCUGAUAUGUCUGAUAAGUCGCUAACACAGACUUUCUCACCUUGCAUACUCCUAAGUCCUAAGUCUAUGGUUAGUGAUUACUAUCUUAGCGUGAUUUAAGUCCUAUACAUGACUAACUUUGCUCCAAUUAAACACCAAAUAUAUGCGAAUAACAUGGUUUUUUUUUGGGAUUAUUGAGAUUGAGUUUGAUCAUAUAUAAUUUUUGCACUUGCAACUCAACAAAAAGAAUGCUAAAGCUUUAGUCUCAAAAGAUAAGGUCAAUUAUAUGAACUAAUAGUUCAGUUUCAGUGGUCAAUCCUGUAAGUGUCAACCUUCAUAUUCUUGCUACUCCUGCCCUACAACUAAUCAAUCUUUAUACCCUUUUACACUUGCAACGUGCUCCUACUCCCAUCUAUGGAGAGUUUGGGUGGGUCAGUUAUAUAAUAUACUCAACCUUAUCCUUAUAAUAACUAAAUACUCCGAUCCAAUGUCCUUUACGAUUGAUUUUGAUAUAAUGGAAAAUUAGUAUCAUUUUGGUAGGAAAAUCACCUAACAACGGUACUUGUUUACUUCAAUU
Messenger RNA from Amaranthus tricolor (Joseph's coat), 1406 nucleotides. Its product is annotated as isocitrate dehydrogenase [NAD] regulatory subunit 1, mitochondrial-like. Gene Ontology annotation, molecular function: isocitrate dehydrogenase (NAD+) activity. The transcript has 3 exons. Lineage: Eukaryota; Viridiplantae; Streptophyta; Magnoliopsida; Caryophyllales; Amaranthaceae. Bases 66 to 833 code for a protein of 255 amino acids. Gene Ontology annotation, biological process: isocitrate metabolic process; tricarboxylic acid cycle. The record is from RefSeq and is a predicted model, not a curated record. Gene Ontology annotation, cellular component: mitochondrion.